This is a messenger RNA of Triplophysa rosa, 3400 nucleotides long. RefSeq names its product POU domain class 2-associating factor 1. Gene Ontology annotation, biological process: positive regulation of transcription by RNA polymerase II. Gene Ontology annotation, molecular function: DNA binding; transcription coactivator activity; POU domain binding. NCBI's taxonomy places the organism in Eukaryota, Metazoa, Chordata, Actinopteri, Cypriniformes, Nemacheilidae. The transcript has 5 exons. Gene Ontology annotation, cellular component: RNA polymerase II transcription regulator complex. The record is from RefSeq and is a predicted model, not a curated record. Bases 92 to 841 code for a protein of 249 amino acids.
CUGGACAAUUACAAGAUGAUCUCAGGACGUGUUUAGAAAAGCCUUUUGAAUAGAUAUAACAGUAUUGAUUGUUACGUAUCCAAGUGUGCACAUGGGGAAAUCCUCAUCAGAUGCAUUCGCAUCCAAGCCGUACCAGGGCGUGAGAGUCAAAGACCCUGUCAAGGAGCUGCUUCGCAGAAAGCGAGGAAACGGAACAAAACCGGCCGCCCUCACCACCACAAUGAUGGUUCCCAACAACACUUUGCCGUCAUACACACAUGGUGGGACUUUCACAGAAGUCAAUCAGACUGGCCUCAAUGAUUCAGUGAUGGAUGUCGGGGGGCUCUGCACUGGAUGGAUCGCCCAGACCACCAGCACGACUGCUCUCCAGCCUCUAAGUCACUGGUCUCCACCAGACUGCUUACAGCAUGACCCCACCCUCCCCUCCCACACGGCUGAUAUGUACGUUCAGCCGAUCUGUCCCAGUUACACCGUGGUGGGCCCUUCCUCCAUGUUGACUUUAGCACACACGCCUCUCUUCACCAACCUUGGGGCCGUGAGCACCUCCAACUCAUCUCUGCCUCAGGUGGAGGUCCCAGACCUGACUUACAUUCCAUGGGCCCAGUCUUUAUCCACGAUCUCUUGCCCCGUCAUGCAGGCACCGUCAAUGCCAACGGCACUAUCUGGCCCCCAGCUCUUACCUGUGCCCUUGACUUUGCCUGUAUUCUCACCAGAACCAGCGCAGGUAAAGCCUCUGCAGGCCCCUGAGGGGUCUCUAGCCCUUGAGAAACUGCUGGAAGAAGAUGAGGACCACAAAGAAACCUACAUCUGCAACCCCUCACUGUUUUCAGAGGAUAUUUAGGAUAUAUAUGCAUUAGCAUUUGUCCAGCUUCUCUUUGAAUUUAGGGCAAGUAUAGAACAACAGUUGGGCAGUUGUUUAAGAUAGUUUAAGAUGUCUUUUUAGCUGUUUUUGUUUAGCUGCAAAUAUAAAAUCAUGCUAUCUUAUAUAGCCUAUCAUCAUAGCAGAUCAUCUUUAGCAUUUACAAAUCAGUAGGUGCACACCACUAUUUACUAGGAAAAACCUGUAACUUAUCCUCUCAAAAGUAAAUAUUUAUAUCAAUGAGUUUCUUAAAAGCAACCUGUGUUAUUAGCAACAUGUAGUUUUAUCUAACAAUGGCCCUUUAAACUCUUAAAGACUUAUGUAAUAAAUUAAGAUGUUUUCUGAGCAUAUGCUGGUUGACAAAUAAACCGUACCACGCAAAAAUUUAGAAAACAAACUUUUAAUUUAUUAUUUUAUAUUAUUAAUAUUAAUAUAUACAAUCCUAGUGUAUUUAAACCCUAGUGUUUCCUUUGUUUGGUGUCGGUCUUUCUGUAACGAUUGGUAGAGUAAUCCAAGCUGAGAAGCGGAUCCAAGUGCAGUAUUUUAAUGACAACCAGAAGACAAAACAACCCAAGAGAAUCCACAGAAUGAAGGCAGGACAAAACAACGCAAGAGAAUCCACAGAAUGAAGGCAGGACAAAACAUAGCAUGAAACAAAGACCGACACCAAACAAAGGAAACACUAGGGUUUAAAUACACUAGGAUAACAAGCGGCAAACAAGGAACACCUGACAAUAAUUAACACAAAAACUACAAAGGACUACAAACAUGGCACACAACAGGAAAUAACAUAAAAGUCCAGAACAACAUGGGAACACAGACUAGGAUCGUGACAGACACAUGUGCAGUUUAUUUGUCAACUAUGCCCGCAUACAGUAGUGGCCAGAAGUAAUGUCCAGGGGGAAUUAGGGCUGUCAAACGAUUAAUCGCGAUUAAUCGCAUCCAGAAUAAAAGUUUGGGACAACAUAAUAUAUGUCUGUGUACUGUGCAUUUUAAUUUUGUAUUUAUAAAAACAUACGCAUUUAUUUAAGAAAAAAUUAAUAUUGAUAAACAUUUACAUAUAAUUUAAAUUAUUGGCAAAUAUAUAUAAAUACAUGUAAACAUUUUAUAAAUAUAUACAUGUUGUGUACAAAUUAAUAUGCACAGUACACAGACAUACAUUAUAUAAACACAGACUUUUAUUCUGGAUGCGAUUAAGCGCUAUUAAUCAUUUGACAGCCCUACGGGGAAUAUUUGCUUUUAAUACCCCCCAGGUUAGAUAAAACCUUCAAAAUAUAAGGACAAAACAUGAGACAUAAGGUAUUUCAAACCACAGCAUAUCAAGAAAUAUUCAAAGUAGCUGUUCAUCCUCUCUUGUGGUAUUGUCUUUGCACAUGUUGUGUGUAAUUUGCCAAGCAUUCUUACAUUCCUCUCAAAGCUGAGCUUUGGUUUAUACUCUAAACAAACCCAUAUGCAACAUGCAUACAAUUUUUAUAUACAUAUUUGAUAAAAUAUUUAAAUAAAGAUCAAAGAUGACAACUGUUCAAAGUUGGAUAUCACUUUUGGUCACUACCGAUUUUUAAUCAUACGGGUAUUCUCUCAACAGGUAUUGUUCUGGCUUUUGUUGAAACUAGUAACUUGGUAUUAGCACCAAUUGCAUUAUUGCUCCUGCAUGACAUGUUGCUUUAUUGCUCCCUGAAAUCUCUGUAAGUCGCUUUGGAUAAAAGCGUCUACUAAAUGUAAAUGUAAUCAGCAUGACAAAAUACUUUAUUGGAAACAGGAGAUAACUGUAUUGAAGAUAAGGUUGAAUAAGUGUAACCGGUCCCACUUGCACCGCUCUGCACGGGCCUCGAACCGGCGUCGGUCCGGAUGGGAGACGGGCGCUCUAACGAGGAGGCUAAAGACCGCAGUCUCUAGCGUCUGUCGCUAGAGCGUCUCUGUUGGUCGGGGAGUGAGGUUUACUCACUGCGCAGCUCUUCACUAGCUGGCCUCCGUUACAUGAGCAGCUUUGAGAAUUUUAGCUGUGAUCUGAGAAAUGCUCCAACGCAACUAAAGAAGAAAUAUAAACAAAAUUACAAACAAAAACAUGAUUUGUUAUGCUAAAUAAAUGUUAAUUCUAACUCUAUCAAGCUAGUUAAAAUGAAAAUUCUGUCAUUCUAAAAAUAAAAUAAAUAUUCUGUUAUCAUUUACUCACCCUCUUGCCAUUUCAAACCCGUUUGAAUUUCUUGCUUCCUCAGAACACAAAAGAAUAUAUUAUGAAGGUAGUUGGUAACUGAACAGUGCUGGCACCUCUAUUGUACGGACACAAAACCAAUGCAAGGGAAUGGGUGCCAGUUACCAACAUUCUUCAAAAUAUAUUAUUUUGUGUUUCGCAGAAAAAAGGAAAAUCAUAUAGGUUUGAAAUGACAAGUGGAAGAGUAAAUUGGGUGAAUUAUCACUUUAAUUGCUGCUCUUACUUGUGUACAGUUCAUGAAAACGUCAGUCAGAAAGCCACCAGUUUUCUGAAUGUUGUAGAAAUCCCCUAUGCAUGUUAUCAUUUAUUUGUGUCCUUUACCUGUAUAG